Spinacia oleracea (spinach) is the source of this 3026-nucleotide messenger RNA. RefSeq names its product putative E3 ubiquitin-protein ligase RF298. Bases 192 to 2852 code for a protein of 886 amino acids. Lineage: Eukaryota; Viridiplantae; Streptophyta; Magnoliopsida; Caryophyllales; Amaranthaceae. The record is from RefSeq and is a predicted model, not a curated record. The transcript is spliced from 3 exons.
GUGCACUAACAAUUAAGAAGAGGGGUCCUUUUGCCGAGCUCACAAUAGUUUUGUUCCUUCGCCACCAACAAAACCUUUUGUUUUUGCGGUCCUCAAUCACACCACCACCUCCAACACCAACAACAUAACCAAAACUUUGCUUACUUUCGCCCAAUCUUCCCGUCUUCCAGCUGCGCGCUUUGAUCUGUUGAAUGAUGGCAUCAAUGGUAGCGAAAGCGAGUACUAGUCAAUUAUCACCUUUGUCUGUUCAAGAUAAAGGAAGUAGGAAUAAGCGGAAGUUUCGAGCUGAUCCACCUACAACUGAUCCUAAGGUGUUACCUUCAACCUUAACUGAUGGUCCGAGUUAUGAAUUCUCAGCGGAGAAAUUUGAGAUGGUACCUAGUCAUGCUCACCCGCAUAGCCCUUGUGAUGUCUGUGGCGUGUAUCAGGACAAUUCGGACAGUUUAAAACUUGACCUUGGAUUGUCGAGUGCUUCUGUGGGGGGUUCAUCUGAGGUGGGUUCUAGUCAUCCUAGAGAAGAAUUGGAAAAUGACGAGUUUCAGGAUGCGGAUUGGAGUGAUCUUACUGAAAGUCAGUUGGAGGAGCUUGUUUUAAGCAAUCUUGAUACCAUAUUUAAGAGUGCAAUUAAGAAAAUUGUUGCUUGUGGAUACACAGAAGACGUUGCCACCAGGGCUGUAUUGAGGUCUGGUCUUUGUUACGGGUCUAAGGAUACUGUAUCGAAUAUUGUGGAUAAUGCUUUGAUAUUUCUUAGGAAUGGGCAAGAUAUGAAUCCUUUAAGGGAUCAUUGUUUCGAGGAUCUGCAGCAGCUACAAAAGUAUGUUUUGGCAGAGUUAGUAUGUGUACUCCGAGAAGUUAGGCCUUUCUUCAGCACUGGAGAUGCAAUGUGGUGUUUGCUGAUUUGUGACAUGAAUGUGUCACAUGCCUGUGCCAUGGAUAGUGACCCCUUUAGUACCUUGAUUGGCGAAGGUUCUCCAAAUGGAAGUUCAUCUGUUCCCCCUCAGUCCCAACAUAAAGCUGAGUCCAAAAGUACAGAGUUGAGCCUCCCUAGUCCAACUAAAGCAGUUCCAUGCAAAGUAAAUCAGAGUAACAUGGAUAUGGUUGCUGGAGCUCCUAAUCUCACCAAACCAAAGAAUACCCUCGUCCCGAAAGGGUCAACUUCGGAGAAACAGGGCUCAGCAACCUCACCAUCUAAUUCCGUAGACAAGCCUUUCGGUGCAGUAGGUAUAUCACAAACUCUCUCCCCGGAAGAAAAGUUUGUGUCAAGCAGGAAGACGCAUUCUAGCAAUUCAAAGAGAGAAUCUACUCUAAGGCAGAAGUCUCUUCAUCUCGAAAAAAGCUACAGGUCAUAUGGGGCAAAAGGGUCUUUCAGAACGGCGAAGUUCAGUGGUUACAUCGUGGAUAAAAGAAUCAGACCCACGUCUGAUUCAGCUGGUCUUAACUUGAAGAAUGCCUCCGUGAAGAUAAGCAAAGCAAUGGCAAUGGGAUUAGAACUGGCGCAUGAAAAUGGAAGCCUCAGUUUCUCUGCCUGCUCUACACUUUCUUCCUCAUCACCUUCAUUUAGUCUAGAUGCCCGAAGCACCGUUUCCCCAUCACCCAAGAUGGAACAUACUUCAGCGACACCAGUGGCCAAAACCAAGCCAGUAGUGUCAGCUGCUGAUACUGAACUUUCUCUAUCACUGCCAAAAAAAAGUAACCCUCCUCAAGUAAAUCCAAGCUGUAACAAUGAUGCUUCUAUUCCUAGCGCUGCUGGGAUACCCUAUGAUAAGUCUCUGGCUCAGUGGGUGCCACAGGAUAAAAAAAAUGAGGUGAUUAUGAAGCUAUUGCCUAGGAUUCGAGACUUAGAACAUCAACUUCAGGAAUGGACAGAGUGGGCAAACCAAAAGGUAAUGCAGGCUGCCCGGAGGCUGAGUAAGGACAAAGGUGAACUCAAGAAUUUGAGGCAAGAGAAAGAGGAAGUGGAACGGCUUAAAAAGGAGAAGCAAAGUUUAGAAGAGAACACCAUGAAGAAGCUUUCUGAGAUGGAAAAUGCACUAGGUAAGGCUAGUGGACAAGUUGACCGAGCCAAUGCUGCCGUUCGAAGGCUCGAGGUAGAGAAUACAGCGCUCAGGCAGGAGAUGGAAGCUGCUAAAUUACGUGCAGCAGAGUCUGCUGCAAGCUGUCAGGAGGUUUCAAAGCGAGAGAAGAAGACAAUGACAAAGUUUCAGUCAUGGGAGAAGCAGAAGAGCAUUUUCCAGGAGGAGCUUGCAGCCGAGAAACGAAAGUUGUCCCAGCUACAGCAGGAACUUGAACAAGCUAAAGAUCUCUAUAAUCAGCUCAAGGCACGAUGGAAGCAGGAGGCAAAGACCAAGGAAGAACUAGUUGCUCAAGCAAACUCAUUAAGAAAAGAAAGAGAACAGCUCGAGGCAUCUGCAAAAUCAAAGGAAGAUGCCAUAAAGCUGAAAUCAGAAGCUAAUUUUCAAAAGUAUAAAGCCGAUAUCAAAAAACUCGAGAAAGAAAUAUCUCAGUUGAGACUGAAGACUGACUCAUCAAAGAUAGCAGCUUUAAAGAGAGGCGUUGAUGGAAGUUUUGCAAGUAGCAGGAUCUCAGAUACCCAAAGUCCACCUACUGCUAAAGAAUUAUCAAGAACAGCAAAUGGGUUUCAAGAAAUAUCUGGUGGUGGUGGAGGGGUAAAACGGGAAAGGGAGUGCGUGAUGUGCCUCUCAGAAGAGAUGUCGGUAGUUUUUCUUCCGUGUGCACAUCAGGUGGUUUGCAAAAUGUGCAAUGAGCUACAUGAGAAGCAAGGCAUGAACGAUUGCCCUUCAUGUAGGAGCCCUAUAUUUAGGCGUAUCUGCGUACGUUUUGCUCAUCCUUGAUCUUAAUACUAUACUGCUCACUGAACAUAGAGCUUCUUGAGUGUUGUCAAUAACGGAGACGAAAAUGUUUUGAAAUAAAUAUACCAACAUUUUGAACCAUCGAGUUCAAAAAGUUUAUAGCAGUAUUCCAUACAGCCUUUGAACUAUGAAAUGAAAAGAGUCCAUUGAUCAUAA